Messenger RNA from Ipomoea nil (Japanese morning glory), 1525 nucleotides. RefSeq names its product protein WALLS ARE THIN 1-like. Lineage: Eukaryota; Viridiplantae; Streptophyta; Magnoliopsida; Solanales; Convolvulaceae. Bases 151 to 1311 code for a protein of 386 amino acids. Gene Ontology annotation, cellular component: plasma membrane. The record is from RefSeq and is a predicted model, not a curated record. The transcript is spliced from 6 exons. Gene Ontology annotation, molecular function: transmembrane transporter activity.
UCCAGGCAUCAACACAGCCCCAUUCCCCCUCUCAUCUUUCUCUUCUUCUUCUUCUUCGUUCGGUAUAAAUAUAUCACAGUGUUGAAACCAUAAACACAGUUAGUUACGUUCCAUUUCUUGCUUAGCUUAGCUUAGCUUGGUGUUACAGAAAUGGGUGACGCAGGCGGCGGUUCAGCCACGGCGAGGAGAAUGGGGUUCGCCAUACCGGAAAAGGUUCAGCUCCACGUGGCCAUGUUGGCCUUGCAGUUCGGAUACGCCGGUUUCCAUGUCGUCUCCAGAGCCGCCCUUAACAUGGGCAUGAGCAAGAUUGUGUUCGCCAUCUAUCGCAACAUCCUCGCCUUCCUCCUCCUCCUCCCCUUCGCCUAUUUUCUCGAAAAGAAAAACCGACCUCGCCUCACCUGGAACUUUGCCGUUCAGUUCUUCCUCCUGGCAAUUGUUGGAAUUACUGCAAAUCAAGGGUUUUACUUGUUGGGAUUGGACAACACUUCCCCUACAUUUGCUUCUGCGAUACAGAAUUCUGUUCCAGCCAUUACUUUCGUCUUAGCCGCCAUUCUCAGGAUAGAAACUGUGAGGCUGAACAGAAAAGAUGGAAUAUCCAAGGUGGCGGGAACUUUUCUGUGCGUGUGUGGGGCCACGGUGAUCACGCUGUACAAAGGUCCCACUAUCUACAGCCCGACAACUCAUCACCCGUCGCUGCAAAAGAUUCCGGCGAGGCUCGCCCUCGGAGACGCGAGUGGGAAGAACUGGACUCUGGGCUGCGUUUUCUUGAUCGGCCAUUGCCUGUCGUGGGCCAGCUGGCUGGUGCUUCAAGCCCCGGUUCUGAAGAAGUACCCGGCCCGCCUCUCCGUCACCUCUUACCAGUGCUUAUUUGGUGUUCUUCAGUUCCUCGCCAUCGCCGCCGUCUUUGAAAGAGACGCGGAAAAAUGGCAUAUCAAUACCGGCGCCGAACUCUUCAGCGUCUUCUAUGCUGGAGUGGUGGCAUCUGGGAUUGCAUUCGCUGUACAGAUAUGGUGCAUUGAUAGGGGUGGCCCGGUGUUCGUGGCGGUGUAUCAGCCAGUUCAGACACUCGUUGUCGCCAUUGUCGCCUCCGUCGCACUCGGAGAAGAGUUCUACCUGGGAGGGAUAAUAGGAGCGGUGUUGAUCAUAAUCGGGUUAUACUUUGUCCUGUGGGGCAAAAGCGAGGAAGCAAAGUUUGCCAAGCUGGCGGCAGCCGGCGGAGUUCAGUCGCCGGCGGUGGACCACGGACCCAGCAGCCACAUCAAGUCGUCAUCUCUGGGCCAGCCACUGCUGCAGCCGACGGACCACGUUUGAGCGCCAAAAACCGGCGACACAACUUUUAUCCAACUUAAUUCAUGAUUUACUUUAAUUUCCUGUCUUACUUUACUUCAAGAAAAAGAAAGAAAGAAAGAUAUAUAUAGCAUGCAGCAUAUGAAGAUGGCUUGAUGUUUUUACUUUUUGAGUGUGUUUGUAGUCUUUGUACCAAACUCCUUUCACUCUAUUUUAUGUUAUUUUAAAUUAUUCAGUA